AUGAUUCAAAAGACCGUUAAGAACGGCUUCCUAACAACCCUCGCGCAAAAAUGCAAGACCCUAAUCCAACUCAAGCAACUACACGCCCACAUCCUCCGAUGCCGCAUCAACGACACGCCGUAUGCCAUCGCCCCGCUUCUCGCCGUUGCAGCCACCUCCAACGACGCGUCGUUCUUCUCCUACGCUCGCUCCAUCUUCCACCACCUCACUCACCGCAACACCUUCAUGCACAACACCAUGAUCAGAGGCUACGUCCAAGGCCGUUCCCCCCUCCCCGCAGUGUCCUGCUACUUAACCAUGUUGCAAAACGGCAUUGUCGUUAAUAACUACACAUUCCCACCUCUCAUCAAGGCUUGCAUUGCUCUACUUUCAUCUUCUCAUUCUUUCAACAUAAUUGGACGUUUGGUGCACGCCCAUGUCGUUAAAUUCGGCCUCUGCGACGACCCUUACGUCGUGAGUGCGUUUAUUGAGUUUUACUCUGCUUUACCCGAGGUGGAAACCGCAAGGGUGUUGUUGGAUAAAACGACGAUGAAAGAUGUCGUGUUGUGGACGGCAAUGAUAGACGGUUAUGGCAAAGUGGGCAAUGUCGACAAUGCUAGACAAGUGUUUGAGAAAAUGCCUGAAAGAAAUGCUGUAUCGUGGAGUGCUAUGAUGGCCGCCUAUUCUCGCGUUAGUGACUUCAAGCAAGUGCUGGCUUUGUUUGCAGAAAUGCAAAACGAGGGCACGAAGCCAAAUGAGUCCAUCCUGGUCACAGUCCUCACUGCAUGUGCUCACCUUGGUGCGCUCAUGCAGGGACUGUGGGUGCAUUCCUACGCCAAUAGAUUUGGUCUUGUCUCGAAUCCAAUUUUGGCAACGGCUUUGGUGGACAUGUACUCAAAAUGUGGAUGUGUGGAAUCAGCUUUAUCUGUUUUUGAGAGCAUUGUUGAUAAGGAUGCUGGAGCGUGGAAUGCUAUGAUUUCUGGUGUUGCAUUGAAUGGUGAUGCUAGGAAAUCGCUGGAGUUGUUUCACCAAAUGGUUGCUUCUGGGACUGACCCAAAUGAAACUACUUUCGUCGCUCUCCUCACUGCUUGUACUCAUGCAAAGAUGGUUCCACAAGGCCUUCGGUUGUUUGAAGAAAUGAGUAGUACAUAUGGAGUUGCGCCACAGGUGGAGCAUUAUGCGUGUGUUAUUGACCUUCUUUCCAGAGCUGGUAUGGUGGAGGAAGCUGAAAAAUUUAUGGAGGACAAGAUGGGUGGACUUGCAGCUGGCGAUGCUAAUGUGUGGGGUGCUCUUCUGAAUGCAUGCAGAAUUUAUAAGAAUAUUCUUGUUGGGAAUAGAGUGUGGAAAAGGCUGCUUGAUUUGGGCGUAGCGGACUGUGGUACUCAUGUUCUUACUUUCAAUUUAUAUAGAGAAGCUGGGUGGGAUGCAGAGGCAAAUAGAGUUAGGAGUAUGAUAUCAGAAGCAGGGAUGAAAAAGAAGCCCGGAUGCAGCAUAAUAGAGGUGAAUAAUGAAGUUGAAGAGUUUCUUGCAGGUGAUCUUUCUCAUUCACAAGCACAGGAAAUGUGCAAAUUGCUUGAUUCUAUUCUCAAGAUGGUGAAUUUAGAGCACUCAUGA
This is a messenger RNA of Abrus precatorius (Indian licorice), 1593 nucleotides long. Its product is annotated as pentatricopeptide repeat-containing protein At5g66520-like. Gene Ontology annotation, molecular function: RNA binding; protein binding. Gene Ontology annotation, biological process: RNA modification. Bases 1 to 1593 code for a protein of 530 amino acids. NCBI's taxonomy places the organism in Eukaryota, Viridiplantae, Streptophyta, Magnoliopsida, Fabales, Fabaceae. The record is from RefSeq and is a predicted model, not a curated record. The transcript has a single exon.